GGAUCUCACAAGGCCCCUAUAACUCAUUCACAUGGUAUCAAAUCCGAGUAUAUUUCAUACAUCAAUGUCUCCACUUUAGGUCUUGAUGUAUGGCCAAAUCCAAUAAGUGCCACAGGCCGGUAGCAUCCAUCCUCAAAUGCACAGAUAGGUCGACUUCAUUGCCUUACUUACAAAACAUAUAAAUAUAGCUACCCAAUUUACCUGCAUAGAAGCCUAAAACCACUAAUGCUAAUAAUAACCCGAUGCACCUAAUAUUAUUUUCCUACGUUUGUUAUGCGUCGGGCGUGGAGGCAGAAAUUGUGGAUCUCCUCAUAAAAGGGGGGAGGCCCUUCAACACAGGAAUAUCGGGAAUCGCCAAAUCUAGUAGACAGCUUCCUGCAUAUUGAACCAUAACACCUACCUAAUACUGUGGUCUUCUGAGGUAUAUUGAAGAAAAGCACCUGCAAUCUGCAUACGUUCCCCAAAAAUGGCCGAUAGAGGAGUGCGAGGAGAGGAACCCCUGAAUCGGGAGCCCAAGAUAUCGAAACUCGCAUCCGUCUCUAUUACCGAGGACGGCUAUGAAAGGAAUCACUGUGUUCAACCCGCAGCUGAGCAGCUGAAUGCGAGGACGCAUAGCGUACAGGUCGACGGUGCUGUCAAGGAACCUUUAAACCUCUCUAUCACCAGUCUACGGACAGACUUUCCGCAGCAUGAGGUCAUUUGUGCGCUUCAGUGUCCAGAAAACCGGCGGCACGGCAUGCGAACUUUGGUAAAAGAGGUGCAAGGGAUCGACUGGGUUAACGGCGCUGUCAUGAACUGCCGGUGGCGGGGCCCCUUACUCAAGGACGUGCUGGGAAAGGCAGGUAUCGCGGAUUCGGUCGAGCAAGAGGGGACACAUGUGGCGUUCACCUCAUUCCAGGUGAAGUGCCAGGAAGACUCAUGGUACGGCGCCUCGAUACCGCUGAGCCGGGCCCUGGACCCAGACAAGGAGGUCGUUCUGGCUCUGGAGCGGAACGGGAAACCCCUCACGAUCCGACAUGGUUAUCCCGUGAGAGUCAUCACGCCAGGCGUUGAGGGAGCGAAAUCGGUCAAGUGGCUUGAUAAGAUUACGGUGCAGAAGGAAGAGAGCCCGAAUUACUACAUGCAGAGGGACUAUAAGACUCCCCUCCCGCAGGCCGUGGAUAGCGAGACGGCGGAGAAGUACUGGGGCGUCACCCCGCCUAUGCAAGAGAUGCCGGUUAACUCCGUCGUCGUGAGUCCGCGAAAGGGUGACACAGUUAAGCGGAACGAAGAGGGUAAGGUGGUAUGUCACGGUUAUGCACUGCCCAGUGGCGACGGUGGCUCCGUGGUCAAGGUAGAGAUUAGCGCCGAUGGAGGUCUCACGUGGUCCGAAGCGGCACUCGAACAACAUGAGGGAGAGGGCAAGUGGGCGUGGAAGUUUUGGAGGGCGAGUGUGAAUAUGGCACCUGGAAAUUCAGGGACCAUUUUAAGCAAAGCUAGCGAUGCCUCUGGACAAACUCAGUCAGCAGUGUCCCCUUGGAAUCUCAAAGAUGUUUGUUAUAAUGGGUUCGGCGAAGCUCGGGAUCUGACAGUGGAGUAAGUCAUCCUAGGUGGCGGAUUUAAAGAAUAUGUAUCUGGCAAUGAAAGGAUGCUAUACCUAACCAAAUCUACU
Hypoxylon fragiforme is the source of this 1651-nucleotide messenger RNA. RefSeq names its product molybdopterin binding oxidoreductase. Lineage: Eukaryota; Fungi; Ascomycota; Sordariomycetes; Xylariales; Hypoxylaceae. The coding region runs from base 467 to 1579 and encodes 370 amino acids. Gene Ontology annotation, molecular function: oxidoreductase activity; molybdenum ion binding. The record is from RefSeq and is a predicted model, not a curated record. Gene Ontology annotation, cellular component: mitochondrion. The transcript has a single exon.